Molecule: messenger RNA, 716 nt
Organism: Phalaenopsis equestris
Lineage: Eukaryota; Viridiplantae; Streptophyta; Magnoliopsida; Asparagales; Orchidaceae
Product: peroxisomal fatty acid beta-oxidation multifunctional protein-like
Biological process (GO): fatty acid beta-oxidation
Cellular component (GO): peroxisome
Molecular function (GO): (3S)-3-hydroxyacyl-CoA dehydrogenase (NAD+) activity
Source: RefSeq, a predicted model, not a curated record
GUGAUGGUGGAAAGUUUUCAGUUGGUUUUGACAUCAAUGUUUUCGCUGAAGUUCACAAGACUGGGGACGUGUCUAUUUUGCCUGAUGAAUCAAUUGAUUUGCUUGUUAACACUAUUGAAGAUGCUAAAAAGCCUUCUGUUGCGGCCAUUCAAGGACUUGCACUUGGAGGUGGUUUGGAGUUGACAAUGAGUUGUCAUGCUCGAAUAUCCACUCCAGAUGCUCGGUUUGGAUUGCCGGAGCUGACUCUUGGUAUUAUUCCUGGCUUUGGAGGCACCCAGCGUCUUCCUAGGCUUGUGGGGCUGUCGAAGGCUAUAGAAAUGAUGUUGCUAUCGAAGUCCAUAAGUGCUGAAGAAGGAAUGAAGUAUGGCCUUAUUGAUGCUAUCACUUCUCCUGAGAAUUUGUUGAACGUUUCAAGACGUUGGGCAUUAGAAAUUGCUGAAAGGAGCAAACCUUGGAUUAACUCACUUAAGCGGACCGAUAAACUUGCCUCUCUUUCUGAAGCACGUGAGAUGCUGUAUUCUUCUCGACAACAGGCUAAGAAGACCGCUCCAAACAUGCCACAGAAUCAAGUCUGCCUCGAUGCAAUUGAGGAGGGCAUAAUUUUUGGGGGAUAUGCAGGUGUCUUGAAAGAGGCGAGACUUUUUAAGGAGAUAAUAUUGACAACAACUUCAAGAAGUCUUAUCCAUGCCUUUUUCGCGGAACGUGCAACUUCCAAG